ACGCAACUAGUAUGCGCUCGAACACGGCAUUGCGCACAUCAUGGGCGAGAGUGGGCGCGCGCAAAUCGAUGCGAAUCGUGUGCGAUGUGCCAGGCACGAGUCAGUCGUGACACGACACAACGCAGCUCGGCGCGACGGAGCUGUGCGGCUAACGGUGCCAUCGACUCUGGCUGGGCUGGGCUGGGUGGUGCCAUCGGACGGUGGGUCAACUCCAACGACGACUGCCUCAAGUGAUCCGCGGUCUACUUUUAGGCUGACUCCAGGAGUCAACGCUCAUUUCCUACAGGGCAUCAGCAAUGUCGUCGACUUCGAAAGGGAUACAGUUAUAGCCGUGUAUAGCUGGAAGCGUUGCGGACGAAAACGGUAACAUGGCAGCUGAGUGUCGUGACAGACAGAGACGGCGACAGAGGAAGAGCGAGAGGGAGAGAGAGAGAGACCGAGUGUGUGUGUGAGUGAGUGGGAGGUGAGAGCGUUCUCCAUUUUAUGUACAAUAAAGGAAUUUGCACACACAGCGACAGACAGCGAGACAGCGGGACAACGGGACAGCGGGACAGACAGACGUGCGCAUGAAGUGAACUUGUUAAUGCUGUCUAUAAGCAGCAUUUACAUACGAGUUGACCCCACAUGUACACAUAAAUAUGUUUAUGCUAUUGUGCAUGGGUGUGCAUGUGUGUGUGUGUGUGAGUAAGUACGAUGUCCUGCUUGCUUUUAAGAGAAUGCCCAGCCGCAAGCCUUCGAAUGGACACACUUGACUAAAUGUGAUUACUAUGUAUGUGCAGCAGCAGCUAUGUACAUAUAUAUACACCAACACACACACGUGCACAUGCUUAUGCAUGCCAGCAUGUAUCACUAUGCCCACUCCCAUUGGACCUACGAUGAAGCACCCUGUAAAUCUAUUGUCUAACAUUCUGAAGGCUGCAGCCGACUAACAAUUUCCACUCCAUUUAAAAUGUUCGCUGAGUAUCUUUAAAUCUAAAUU
Molecule: messenger RNA, 979 nt
Organism: Drosophila navojoa
Lineage: Eukaryota; Metazoa; Arthropoda; Insecta; Diptera; Drosophilidae
Source: RefSeq, a predicted model, not a curated record